Molecule: messenger RNA, 5063 nt
Organism: Carya illinoinensis
Lineage: Eukaryota; Viridiplantae; Streptophyta; Magnoliopsida; Fagales; Juglandaceae
Product: disease resistance protein RUN1-like
Exons: 15
Coding region: 710-2968 (752 amino acids)
Biological process (GO): defense response
Source: RefSeq, a predicted model, not a curated record
CAGUACGAUACCAAAAAAAUAGUUUUAAAAAGGCGUUCGCUGAACAUGAAAAAAGGUUCGAUGAUGCUAGAGUUCAGAGUUGGAAGACUGCCUUGAAUCAAACUGCCGGGCUAAGCGGUUUUCAUUUGAAGAUCGACCAGGAUGAAUCUAAGUUUAUCCAGAAGAUUGUUCAAAAGGUCUCAACAAGCUUACCAAAUCGUUUUCACUUGGAUGUGGCCGAGUAUCCAGUGGGAAUAGAGUCUCGUGAAGACUAUAUUAAAGAGAAGCUAUUAUGUAUUGAGGAGAAUGACGUACGCAUGAUAGGGAUUCACGGUAUUGGUGGAAUUGGUAAAACAACUAUUGCAAAACAUAUGUAUAACCUCAUUGCUGAGAAGUUUGAAGGCCGUUGUUUUCUUGCUGAUGUUAGAGAAUCUUCAAAGCAAAAUCGAGGUCGUCUCAGACAAUUGCAAGAGAAAAUUCUUUCUAACAUUCUAGGAAAGUCACAAAGGGUUGAUGAUGAUGAUCAUGGAAUGGGAUUGAUAAGGGAUAUACUUUGCCGUAAAAAAAUUCUUUUGGUUCUUGAUGAUGUUGAUCGUAUGGACCAAUUAAAAAAAUUAUGUGGAAAAUGUGAUUGGUUUGGUCCUGGGAGUCGAAUCAUCAUAACAACAAGGGAUACAAGUUUGCUAACUAACCAUAAAGUGAGUUUGAAUUAUCCUAUGAAGGAAAUGAAAUGAAAGGCGAUGAAGCCCGUCAACUCUUUACCUGGAAUGCCUUCAAAAGUACUGACAAACCGAUUGAUGGUUUUGCGGAUCUCAUAGAUGAAGCACUACAGUAUGCUGGUGGCCUUCCACUUGCUUUAAAGGUGGUAGGCUCAAAUCUAUACGGACAAGAUAGAAAAUAUUGGAAAAGCGAAUUGGAAAAGUACAAAAGAAUUCCAGAAAAAGAUAUCCAGGAAAAACUCAAAGUAAGUUAUGAUGGAUUAGAUGAGUCUACAAAAAGUAUUUUCCUUGACAUUGCAUGUUUCUUCAAAAGAAACAAGAAAAAAGAUGUCACUAAAAUACUAGAUGGUUGUGAUUUCUUUCCCGAUUCCGGUAUCAAAAUGCUCAAUGAUAAAUGUCUCAUAACGAUUGAAGAUGACCGACUGAUGAUGCAUGACUUACUAGCAGAUAUGGGUAGAGAAAUUAUCCGACAAGAAUCACCCAAAAAAUCUGGCAAGCGCAGUAGAUUAUACUUUCACGAAGAUGUCCGCGAUAUACUUGAAGAAAAUAAGGGAACUGGGCAAAUUGAAGGCAUAUUGAUAGAUCUGCCUCAGGAGGACUGCUUGAUACGUUUGGGUCCUAAGGUGUUUGCAAAAAUGAAAAGCCUCAGAAUAUUAAAAAUUACAUGCUGCAGGGGGAUCUUUCGUGACGGAUUGAACUAUCUCUCUAAUGAGUUAAGAGUUCUUGAUUGGCUUGGUUGCUCUUUGGAGUUUUUGCCAUCUUCUUUUCAUGGAAAGAAACUCAUUGUUUUAAAUAUAAGAGGAGGCAAUAUUAGUAGUUUGGGAACGGGAUUGCAAUCUAAGAAAUUGAGACGUAUAGAUCUCAGUUACUGUCGAUACUUGACAUAUAUACCGGAUCUUUCAAGUUGCCCAAAUCUAGAGGAGUUGGUUUUUGAUGGAUGUAUAAGAUUAGCUGAGGUUGAUGAUUCUGUUGGAGUUUUGGAGAAGCUUGUUGAAUUGAGAUUGAAAGGAUGUUCCAAUUUCAAGAUGUUGCCAAGAAGCUUCAAGUUGGGAUCUCUAGAAUUACUUGAACUUGAAGGUUGUACAAGUCUUGAAAAAUUUCCUGAAAUUCUGUGUGAAAUGAAACAUUUAAAGUGUGUCAAGGUAGAAAGCACUGUAAUACAGGAGCUACCUUCAUCCAUUACAUUCCUCACUGGGCUCAAACAGUUAUAUAUGUAUGGGUGCAAAAGCCUUGUGCGUCUUCCAAAUAACAUUUUUAAGGUGGAAUGUCUAGAGGGUGUUACAGUCAGUAAAAGUCCAAAUUAUGUAAAUUUUGGACAGGAGGUGGGGCAUAAUGGACAAUCCAUGCAAUGUACACAGGAAAAUGAAAUUUCAUCAAGUAUGGAAUCGCUCCCAUUGACGCCUCAAGAAUCAAAUAAUUUAUCUUGGACAUCUAAUUUCUCAUCCAAUUUGAGGUAUUUAAACCUAGAUGGUAGUGGUAUUAUUAGACUUCCUCCAUCCACAAAAGAAUUUGUUGGAUUGUCUCGCCUCAGUUUGAAGGAUUGUAAGCAACUUGAAGAAAUUCAAUACCUUCCACCAAAUAUAGAAUAUGUAGAGGCUCAAGGAUGCUGGUUAUUGGAAUGCUUUCCUCAUGUAUCAACAGAAUUUUCAUUCGGUACAACCGAAUUAAAACGGCUAAGCUGGAUUGACUUAUCGGAGUGCAAUAAAGUGCAUGUGAAUGUGGGGAAUCUUGCGCCAGAUCCAUUAUUGGUUCAGGAACGCUUUCGGGAGAAAUAUUCAAGUAUGAUUAUAUAUCCAGGAAGUAGGAUUCCAGAGUGGUUCAAGUAUUGCAAGGAGAAUACUUCAUAUACUAAUUUUAUUGAAAUAGAAAUUGAUCGUAAUGCGUCCAUGUGUUCUCGGCAUCAGAUCAUGGCAUUAGUUUUGUGUUUUGUUGUGGGACCUCUUCCAGCAUGGACUUUGUAUGGUUUUACUAUCUCAAUAAACGGCCAGCGGAUUGGAAACGAUGAUACGCGGUUAUGGGAUUCAAUGGACCCACAUCGUGUAUGUCUAAAAUACAUAGCUGGAAAUUCUAUUGAUGCGAUUCUGUCAAGAAGUUACAGGGAGGGGAACAAUAAUUUGAGGUUUACAUUUGAAAGUGAUUCAGAGAGAGCAAUCUUAAAAAGUGCUGGAGUCGAUCUAAUAUACGGGAAUGACAAUCCUAUUCAACUUUCAAAUAGAUACCCGCGAGAUGAUGGUGAGCAUGACUUGGAACCCGAUUGGAACCCACAAUAGAAGAGGCGGGGAUCUUCAACCAGCUCUAGCAUUAUGGAAAUUCAAAGAGGCUAUGGAUGAUUUAAUUAAUAAAGAAUUUUAGACUUGGUUAUUCAUUCACAGGCUGUCUUAGUGCUUGAUUUGGGCAACUUUGACCUUCCCUUUUUAGCCCCCCAAAACUCAAAUAUUUCAAGAAAUCACUGUUGUUCUCCUUCCUAUACAUAAACCCUAGCUGCAGGCCUCUCUUCAGUGAUCUUGUUUUAUCAUCAACUUCAAUUGCAUUAUCUCAUGGUGACUUGUGAAUAAGCUUCCAUUGAUAUUCCAUGUAUCUUAGAAAACAUUUUCAUGGGAAAUUAGUACUCUUUUAAAGGAUGCUUGUGGAAUUUGCAGCAAAGUAAUCUCCUCGACCACUCUACUGGAAUUCCAGUACAUAUAUACAUAACAUUACCAGGAAUAUUGAAACACGUUCAAGGCCUCAAAGUCUAUGUUUUUAGACCAAGACUAGAUCUGUAAAGGGAGAUUUAAGUGCCUUGAAAACUAUUUUUUAUAGACCUGAUGACCAUAAGAAGGCUUUCUAUGAAACUAUGAUGACCUCUUACCAUAUUGGAAAGGAUGUUGGAUGAAUUGUUAUACUAGGCAUUAGAAGGUCACCAUUAAAAGGCUGAAACUAAUGACCAAAUUUAUGUGUGGAGCGAAGAAAGUUGUGUUUAUUCUUCACAGAGUUAUCAGAAAAUGGCUGCUUCUAACAAACUCUUAAGGAAAUUUAGAGCUAUGUGGAAAGCCUAUGGGUAAUUGUGACGAAGGCUCAAUUCCAAGUAUCCUAGUGAUUGUUAUACUUGCAACAAUGGCAACAAUCGGCAUAGGUAUAGUGGUCUUCAUCAACCACAAGAGGCAACCAUCUUUAUUGACAAAGGCUCCAGUACAGCCAACAAACUUGCAAAAGAAAUCAGGCAUAAAGGAAUCGAACAAAUCAGGGCAAGACUCAACAAACCGCAGUGGAAAUAUCCAGAAAGUUGAGAAUGUGAAGCUGAACUUUGUCAGGGAAGAUAGGGAGAGGUUUGAUACGCAGGAAUUGCUUAAAGCCUCAGCUGAGAUAUUGGGCAGUGGAUCCUUUGGGUCUUCUUACAAGGCUGCCUUGCACAAUGGACAGGUGAUGGUUGUGAAGCGGUUCAAACAAAUGAAUAAUUUGGGGAAAGAGGAGUUUCAAGAGCAUAUGAGCAAGUUAGGGAGGUUGAGACACCCGAAUCUGCUUCCUCUGGUGGCUUACUACUAUAGGAAGGAAGAGAAGCUCUUGGCAUUUGACUGUGCAGAAGGCCAGCUUGGCCGUUCAUCUACAUGAGACACAGCAUGCAUGCAAUCUUGGAGAGUCGGAUGGGCAUAGUUCGCAAAAGGAUACCAAUAAGCAUUCAGUCUUGAAGUGGUGCUGCUCAUCACUUCCACCACUCACUAAGUUUUUCCUUGGCUCCUUAAUUCUUGGUGGCUCAAAAUCAGUCGGCAGUUCCUCCUCUGUCUGCAAAUGGCAAAAUCAUUCUAGACCACCUCAAGAGGUAGCACAACCACCAUACAAGCCACCAAAGCAGCAGGAAUUGAAGUUAGGAAAUGAAUCAAAGUUGCGGAAGGAAUCAAAGAAGGGAAAGAAUUGUAACCAUAACAAACUUCAACGGUGAAGAGAUUGAAGGACAUGAUUGCAUCUGAUAGUUGUUUAUGGGGUAUUUCUUUCAGUUCACUUAUCUGAGAUCUAGUGAGGGGUUGCAGUUUUUCGGGAUCAAGAUUGGUUUUUUUAAAGUUUUGUGAUCGUAAAGUUUGGAUCACGUAUGGUUUUUGUGCCUUUCUAAACGACGUUAAUUUCCAAGGUUAAGAUCAUUAGGUACUAAUUCAUACUUUCAUGAAUUAUAAAUACGGAUUUUUGGCAGACAAUUGUGGGACGGAAAGAGAAAAAUUUGCCUUUGAGUUGCUGGUUUUUCACUGUUUGAACUGUAUAGCAAGUUGUGGCUUGAUUUCUCAUGAUUGGGAACAUUCAUGGUGGACAAGACAAUUGGUGAAUUGUAACAAUUUAUUGCUCAUUAUGACGUAACCAGGAUGUUGUUCUUUUUGGUAUAACCUGGAAGUUGCCUUU